Molecule: messenger RNA, 739 nt
Organism: Canariomyces notabilis
Lineage: Eukaryota; Fungi; Ascomycota; Sordariomycetes; Sordariales; Chaetomiaceae
Exons: 2
Coding region: 120-620 (166 amino acids)
Source: RefSeq, a predicted model, not a curated record
GGUCCACCAACCCGGGCGGGUGUGCUUUGCCGUCCACGGCACUCGAGUUACCAACGAUACGCCGAUGAGAUCAGCAUUCUGCGGGGAAGCUUGGCAGCUUGGCCAAAAUCUGGGGUUGCAUGGCGCUACGGGCAUCAGUCGUGGGUCUUACAAGAUGGGGAACCAUUCAACGGUAUCCGGAACCGUUGCCAACGACUCGAAUACUGCUCCUCGAGGCCCAGCUUUGUCUCGGCAACCCAUCGUUGUGCCAGAGGGGUUAUAUUGCCUCACUAAGUGUAGGACGAUGGCGGCGUAUAGGAGAACGAUACCUAACUUCCCUCUUUGUCGCCGGGCAGACCAUGCAAGCUGCGAACGGGUACCGCCGGGUUGAGCCAUGUACCGGCAGUGUACCCGUCUCGGUCAGUAAAGAUAGGGCAAGCCUGCCUCGGGUGCUUAGUCCUGUACAUACACACCUUAAGCUGCCUUGCUUACCUUUACUCCACAUCUCGAUGCUCCCCCUUACUCCAGGCCCCGCCGCUUGGUACACCCGGCAGCUGGAUCGAGCCAUGCCAACGGGUAUUAUGCCCGGUUAUUUGUUUCAGUCUGGUGGAUGCAUAUGGGUUCAAGUGAGCCCAUCAUAGCUCGUUCACUUGGUAAGUAGUCACGUAAUCACUGGCUUGCAAACCAGCAUGGUGCCAUAUAAAUGGGCGAAGCACUGCUUGGUACAUCCGAUCCCGUUGUAGCCUGUGUUCGCCUCAGU